CAAAACCGCCAACAACUUCCCAGGAAGUGUUUAUCACUGACUGCUGCCAACAUGGAUUUAACAAACCAGCAAACCAGAGUCUCGUGAAUUACAUCUCAUUCGCUGACCUCUCUGUAGUUUCUUUUACAGACGUGCUUUGAAUCGUAAUUUCCCAAACAGUUCAUGGCCGUUUUCGUUGUUCAGUGAGCGUUGAGGCUAAGCUAAGCUAAGCUAAGCUAACUGUACACAGUGUUGUGUUUGUGAUAUGAGUCGGUCAGCAGCCUGUUAUUGAGGAUGUACACUUUAUUAUCGGGUCUCUAUAAAUAUAUGUUUCAAAAAGACGAGUACUGCAUCUUGAUCCUCGGUCUGGACAAUGCGGGAAAAACGACGUUUCUGGAGCAAACCAAAACAAAAUUCAGCAAAAACUACAAGGGCAUGAACCUCUCGAAGAUCACCACCACAGUCGGCCUCAACAUCGGCACCAUCGAUGUGGGAAAAGCCCGUCUGAUGUUCUGGGAUCUCGGAGGACAAGAAGAGCUGCAGUCUUUGUGGGACAAGUACUACGCAGAGUCCCAUGGAGUCAUCUACGUCAUCGACUCCACCGACGAGGAGCGCCUGGGCGAGUCCAAGAACGCUUUCGUCAUCUUCAGAGACCUCACGGUGAACGAAACACCAGUCGGACGAUCAGGCUUUAUCUCUGUCUUUCGUACAGAGAAGAUGAUCAGCAGUGAAGUUCUGGAAGGAGUUCCUCUUCUUGUGCUGGCCAACAAGCAGGACGUUGAGAACUGUCUGUCUGUGCCCGACAUUAAGACGGCUUUCAGCGACUGCGCUCCCAAGAUCGGUAAAAGAGACUGUCUGGUGCAGCCCUGCAGUGCUUUAUCAGGGCAGGGUGUGAACGACGGCAUCGAAUGGAUGGUCAAAUGUGUGAUCCGGAACAUUCACCGCCCGCCCAGACAGAAAGACAUCACAUAGAGCGCUCUGUGUGUGUGUGUGUGUGUGUGUGUGUAGUGUUUUCUGUAAACUCAAAGAGUGUGUGCAGUCGUCAUAGCACAUGUAAGUUAUGACAUUUGGGUGAUCCUCAUCUCGCCUGUGACGCUGCAGACAUUGUAGAUAUUCUUUACUGACACUAGUUUUGUUUUCCGAUGAGUUUUUAUGUUCUCUGCUAAAAAUCACCUUCGUUUCUAAACGGAACGCAGAUGGCAUUUCACGAGGAGCUGUUUCUAAGACCCAAACGAAUCAAACGCCGGUUUCUAAUCACUCACUGAUUCUAUAAUAAAGAGCAGAGAUGGAAAAGAAA
Molecule: messenger RNA, 1276 nt
Organism: Puntigrus tetrazona (Sumatra barb)
Lineage: Eukaryota; Metazoa; Chordata; Actinopteri; Cypriniformes; Cyprinidae
Gene: arfrp1
Product: ADP-ribosylation factor related protein 1
Exons: 7
Coding region: 274-951 (225 amino acids)
Biological process (GO): intracellular protein transport; Golgi to plasma membrane protein transport; protein localization to organelle
Cellular component (GO): Golgi apparatus
Molecular function (GO): GTPase activity; GTP binding
Source: RefSeq, a predicted model, not a curated record